AUGAUUCAGGAGAUAUUUACACCAGCAGCAGGCUAUAUCAGUGCCAUUACCUGGAUGCACGUCGACGAUCGUAGUGAAGCAUCAUUUGCAUUUGGCGCUUCAGAUGGCAACAUUCAAGUUUACGAAAGGAGCAAUGAGGCAUUAUUCGAAUUCCAGAGCACGACCAUCGGCCACUCAAGUGCGGUAGAGUCGCUUGCUUGGGAUCCCGUCCAUCGACGAUUGGCGAGUGCCGGUAGUGGUCGUCCGCAUGUUUGGAAAUUCACAUCAGACAAAACUCUCGUGCCUAUCACCUCGCACCCUGAAAAGCAGCCGUAUGUUGCGCGCACGGUACACUUCUACGACAACGGUGCUUCCCUUCUGGUGUCAUUUCUGGAAAGCGGUGAAAUGUUGGUUGACGAUUGCAUCCUUGUUUUCAGUCAAACUCUUGCUUUCAGAUUCUGCUAUUCUAUCGAACCUUGGGAUUUAAAGUGGCGCAAGAAGGUGCAGGGAAGAAUCGGUAAUGCCGUCCUCGAGGGCAAUUUCCUCCUCUCCUACAACCAUGUGAUCCUCUGUAACGUUCCUCUGCAAAUCUCCAUUGCUCGCGAGGCGGGACUUGUUUUUGUUGGAGGUGAUGAUGGAUUUGCUCGUGUAUUCGAUUACAAUACAGGGGCAUAUCGAGGACAGCUGACACAUGGGAAUCGGGGCGAUCAGAUCAUCCCCGUCGCAUCGCACGAAGGGCGUGCUGGGUGCACCGUUGUCACUGGCAGUUGCUUUAACGGACACAGUAACGUGAAAGUCUGGGAAGAAGGCGAAUCGAUAUCGAUGGAGGAAGAUGUGAUGCCUGCCCCGCCCCUUGCGGGAGCUUCGUCCACCUUGCAACUUGCUCGAUUUGCUAUAAUCUGCGUAGACAAUCCAUCCAGCUUCACUGCCUCUGCAACUACCAUGUCACCUCCUCUCACGUGCGAAAUAUAUGUGGAGAUGCUGGAAUCGGAGGAGAAAUCAGAGUGGAUUAUGGACGUCGAUGCGGAUGUCUUCAUGGAAAUACUAAAGCUGGAGGGGGAUUCAGACGGGUGUAUGGACGUCGAUGCGGACGCCCUCACGGAAAUACUGAAGCUGGAGGGGGAUUCAGACGGGUGUAUGGACGUCGAUGCGGACGCCUUCAUGGAAAUACUAAAGCUAGAGGGGGAUUCAGACGGGUGUAUGGACGUCGAUGCGGACGCCUUCACGGAAAUACUGAAGCUGGAGGGGGAUUCAGACUGUUGUAUGGACGUCGAUGCGGACGCCUUCACGGUUCACACAUCUUAA
Molecule: messenger RNA, 1284 nt
Organism: Suillus discolor
Lineage: Eukaryota; Fungi; Basidiomycota; Agaricomycetes; Boletales; Suillaceae
Exons: 13
Coding region: 1-1284 (427 amino acids)
Molecular function (GO): protein binding
Source: RefSeq, a predicted model, not a curated record